This is a messenger RNA of Trifolium pratense (red clover), 1475 nucleotides long. RefSeq names its product glutamate dehydrogenase 2. The record is from RefSeq and is a predicted model, not a curated record. Lineage: Eukaryota; Viridiplantae; Streptophyta; Magnoliopsida; Fabales; Fabaceae. Gene Ontology annotation, molecular function: L-glutamate dehydrogenase (NAD+) activity. Gene Ontology annotation, cellular component: mitochondrion. Bases 83 to 1318 code for a protein of 411 amino acids. The transcript is spliced from 8 exons. Gene Ontology annotation, biological process: L-glutamate catabolic process.
GUCACAACAUAAAAGUAGGAAUUCAGUUUUUGUUUAGUACGUAGUAGUGUGUGUUACAGUGAAUCAAAUAUCUCGAGUGAAAAUGAACGCUCUUGUUGCCACCAACCGUAACUUCUCACGUGCAUCUCGAAUUCUUGGUUUAGAUUCCAAACUUGAGAAAAGUCUUCUCAUUCCCUACAGAGAAAUCAAAGUUGAAUGUACGAUCCCAAAAGAUGAUGGAAGUUUGGUUUCGUACGUUGGUUUUAGGAUCCAACAUGACAAUGCUCGUGGUCCUAUGAAAGGAGGAAUUCGUUAUCAUCCUGAGGUUGAUCCUGAUGAAGUGAAUGCUCUAGCUCAGCUAAUGACAUGGAAGACAGCUGUGGUAGACAUCCCAUAUGGUGGAGCAAAGGGCGGAAUCGGUUGCAACCCAAAGGAACUGAGCAUCAGCGAGUUGGAACGUCUCACUCGUGUUUUCACACAAAAGAUUCAUGAUCUCAUUGGCAUUCAUAGGGAUGUUCCUGCCCCUGAUAUGGGAACUAAUUCACAGACAAUGGCUUGGAUUCUUGAUGAGUAUUCAAAGUUUCAUGGUCAUUCACCGGCAGUUGUGACCGGAAAGCCUAUUGAUCUUGGAGGUUCAUUGGGAAGAGAUGCUGCCACAGGAUUAGGAGUGGUUUUUGCAACUGAGGCUUUAUUCGAUGAAUAUGGGAAAUCAAUUUCUGAUAUGACAUUUGCCAUUCAGGGUUUUGGAAAUGUUGGCACAUGGGCUGCAAGGUCAAUUUUUGAGAGAGGGGGUAAGGUGGUUGCAGUAAGUGACAUCAGUGGUGCUAUUAGUAACCCAAAUGGCAUUGAUAUAAUUGCUCUUCUGAAACACAAGGAAGGAAAUGGUACUUUGAAGGAUUUCUCAGGAGGAGAUACUAUGGAUCCAAAUGACUUGCUUGUUCAUGAAUGUGACGUUCUCAUUCCAUGUGCUUUGGGUGGUGUUCUCAAUAAGGAAAAUGCUAAUGAUGUGAAAGCAAAAUUUAUUAUAGAAGCUGCAAAUCAUCCAACUGAUCCUGAUGCUGAUGAGAUACUGUCUAAGAAGGGAGUAAUUAUAUUACCAGACAUUUAUGCCAAUGCUGGUGGAGUGACUGUAAGCUACUUUGAAUGGGUUCAGAAUAUUCAAGGAUUUUUGUGGGAUGAAGAGAAAGUGAACCGUGAGCUAAAAAAGUACAUGACAAAAGCUUUCAAGAACAUAAAAACAAUGUGUAAAAGUAAUAACUGCGACUUGCGAAUGGGAGCUUUCACUCUUGGACUCGACCGUGUUGCUCGCGCUACGCUUUUGAGAGGUUGGGAAGCUUAGAGAAUCACUAGUUGCUAUAAGGAAUUGGAAAGUCUCUUUUUCAUGUUAUUUAUCUGUUACUUUAGUUUUUGUUCAUUGUUAAGUAGCUUAUGGUAAUUUACCAUAUACUACUUGCUAUGAUCAUUUCUGCUAUAUGGUAAAUUAUCAUUCAUUUUUU